AACCUCUCCCAUUUUUUUUUGUUUAAUACUCCCUUCUUACAAAAACUAUUUAGAAGGGAGUGACAAAAUCAGUGACAUGAGCCUACUACUUGUUUACUCCUCCAAUCCCAUAAUUUUAUCUCAUAAAAUCACAAUUUCAUCAAAAAAAGUUUUGAGCUUUAUAUAUAGUUAUCAAAAUAAUAAUAACCAUAGCUUACCUUCACUCUCAAAACACCCACAUCAACAUUAUUUUCUCUCUCCUCCCAAAUCUCACACUUCUCUCUCAAUUUCUUCUUCUAAUAACCCUAAAUUUUACAAACCCAUAAAUUAUUCCCCAAAAAUGGCAACUUGUGUUCAUUCUUCUAGGGCAGAACCCACAAAAAAUUGUGACACAGAUAGAUCUCAAUCAGAUCAUCAUCGUUAUAGAUACAUAAAUUACUGCCGACCCACUUUUUCUGAUCUUCUUUCCUGCACACCCAUUUCACAGAAUCAUCAAAAACCCAUAAAUUCAAAGGAAUUUAAUGAAGAUUCAGAAGAAGAAAAAGUUGAAGAUUUAUGGUCAAAAAUGGUGGAAGAAGCAAAAUCAGAUGUUGAACAAGAACCAAUAUUGUCAAGUUAUUAUUACAAUUCAAUUCUGUCACAUAAAUGCAUAGAGAAAGCUUUGGCUAAUCAUUUAGCAGAGAAAUUAAGCUUUUCAAGCUUAAAUUCAAACACCCUUUUUGAUUUAUUUCUUGGUGUGUUUGUUGAGAACAGGGAAAUCAUCAAUGAUGUGAAGGAAGAUUUAAGGGCAGCUAAAGAAAGAGACCCAGCUUGUAUAAGUUAUGUUCAUUGUUUCUUGAAUUUUAAAGGGUUUUUAGCUUGUCAAUCUCAUAGAAUUGCACAUAAUUUAUGGUCUAAUGGUAGAAAAAUCCUAGCUUUAUUGAUACAAAAUAGAGUUUCUGAGGUUUUUGCUGUUGAUAUUCAUCCUGGUGCAAAAAUUGGACGUGGGAUAUUGUUUGAUCAUGCUACUGGAGUUGUGAUUGGUGAAACUGCUGUUAUUGGUAACAAUGUUUCAAUUUUGCAUAAUGUUACUUUAGGUGGUACUGGUAAAACUUGUGGAGAUAGGCACCCUAAGAUUGGAGAUGGUGUGUUAAUUGGUGCAGGAACUUGUGUUUUAGGGAAUGUUAAGAUUGGUGAUGGUGCUAAAAUUGGUGCAGGUUCUGUGGUUUUAAAAAGUGUACCACCAAGAACUACUGCUGUUGGUAAUCCUGCAAGACUUAUUGGUGGUAAAGAAAAUCCAAUGAGACUUGAUAAGAUACCUAGUUUUACUAUGGAUCAUACUUCUCAUAUUACUGAGUGGUCUGAUUAUGUAAUCUAGAUUUUUCGAGGCCGUUUUGUGUUGCGGAAAAAGGCUAAAUGAAGAACUUGUUCGCAACUGGUGUGGACUCCACACCAGGUGGAUAUACUAUUUUCUUUUGUGUUGCAGAAAAAAAGGCUAAAUGAAAAACUUGUUCGCGGAGUCCACACCAGGUGGAUAUAUUAUUUUAUAUGUUUCGUGGAGAACAGUUUUUCAAAUGGUUUAAGUGGGAUUUAUAUAUGUCCCUAUGUUUUUGGAAAAUUUGUAAUUUUCCUUUGUUUGGUUUGUUGAAGUGAAGAACUUGAAGUUCUCCCUUGACAAACUAACAACGAUGACGACGACGACGACAACAACAAUCUAGUAUGAAUCCAGCCACAGGCUUAGGAGAUUAGAGAAGCUAAUACUUGUAUGCUAUCUGUUUUUGGUAAUAAGAUUAUAUGUAUUGUUAGACUAGUAGUAUGAGAUACAUUGUGCUUGUAAAAACUCGAGUAAUAUGCCUUUUUCUUUUGAAA
Molecule: messenger RNA, 1827 nt
Organism: Beta vulgaris subsp. vulgaris (sugar beet)
Lineage: Eukaryota; Viridiplantae; Streptophyta; Magnoliopsida; Caryophyllales; Amaranthaceae
Product: serine acetyltransferase 1, chloroplastic
Exons: 1
Coding region: 77-1336 (419 amino acids)
Cellular component (GO): cytosol; cytoplasm
Molecular function (GO): L-serine O-acetyltransferase activity
Source: RefSeq, a predicted model, not a curated record